UCAAGUUUUUUGAUGUCCAUUGUGAGAACACUGUCAUCUAGUGCUGAUUUUGAACAAAGGGAAAAGGAGAAAACUAGAAUUGAGAAGGCUUUUAAAGAAAGUGAAAAGAGACUUGGUGAAUUAGUGACAGGAAAUUAUCAAGAUGUAAUUAAGGUGUUACAAGCUUUUAGUUCCAUGACAAAAAGUAUACAUGAGUCAAGAAUUAAAAUGAGAAAAAUAAAAGAUGAUCUAAAGUCUUGUAAAACUUUAUUACAUUUUAAACGAGACGAACUCCGAAAAUUAUGGAAAGAUGGUGUAGAACAUAAAACAGUUUUAGCCAUGUUAGAUCAAGUAGAACAAAUGAGAGAGAUACCUGAUAAAAUGGAUACAUUUGUUGCUAGUAAACAUUAUUUACAUGCUACUGAUAUUAUAGUAGGUGCAGUUGCCAAAUUAGAAGGUCCUUUAUCUGAUGUUGAAGCAUUAAGAGAUUUGAAAGUGGAAUUAGUCUCUAGAAAAGAGAAACUUCAUGAAAUAUUAAUAGAAGAAUUACAUCAUCAAAUCUAUGAGAGGUCUAUAGAGAUAUAUGGUAAUAAUAAACGUCAACGGAAAGACCAUACAUCAUUAUCUACUGUUACACCUAUAACACCUGAUAAAUAUAGACUGAAUACAGGUUAUGAUUUACCAGUUGAUCUACAUGAUGAGAAUAUAGUUAUAUCUGGUAAUGUUACAGAAGAUAUUAAUGUUGAUCCUGAAGAAAGUCUCCCACAUUUUAUAUCUAUUUUGAUAGAAUCAUUAUCUGUUUUAAAACGUCUUCCUGAUGCUAUAGAGGCCAUUAAAGUUAAAAUGGAACCAGAAUUGUUGAAUUUAGUUGCUAAAACUUCACAGCAAGUUGUAGAAAAUGCCUGUCAACAAGGAGAAACAUUAGCCUAUCAGUCACAACCCAGAUAUUUACUGGAGUUUCUCCAGAAUGUCUUCUCUCAUUUCCGCUGUGUUGCCAGAUUACAUGAAAUUAUUCUGAAACAUAUUAACAGAAUCAGUGUAAGUAAACUGAUAUCUGUAUUGAUGUAUGAUAUGAAAGAUGUCUGGUCUAAAAUACAAGCUGUGCUACAAGUCUUAUUGAGUGAAUAUUUAGAUGUACAGAAUACUCUUUCAACCAAUCAACAAUCAACUUCAGCUUUUGAUGAGCCUAGUACAGAUAUUAAACAUUAUUUUAGUAAGAAAAGGAUGCCCAAACCUAAAAAGUUAUCACUGUUUAGAUUUGAUGCGUCUCUACAAGCUUUAAGUACUAAUAGUUAUAUUGAUGAUAAUAGACAAUUUGAUACAAUUGAAUAUUUAGGAGAGCCUGGUUUAUUAGCUGGUAUGUCUAAACAUCAGUUUGUUUGUAAACCAUCAGCUAAUAAUAUAACUACCAUCUAUAAACCAUUGAAAAAAUUUAUUAAAGAAAUAGAAAAAGCUAUGGAAUGUCCUGCCAGUCUACAAGAGUUUGUUGGUGAAUUUUUACAGAAGGCGUUUUUAGGCCAGGUUCAUCAAAGAGUAUCAAAAUCAAUAGAUGCAGCUACACGAGGUUUUGAUGCAUUACGUCAUGUUAUUGAUGAGAAGAAUCGUAGAGAAUUAGGAGUGCCAAGACCAUUGUUACAGAGUACGGUUACAGUAGAGAGAAAUAUACAAGAACUACGAGAAUUAAUGCAAGAUUUACCUGAUUGUUCAGAGAGGUUUUUAAAUAUGAUUUGUAAUGUAUUAGGUGACUAUAGAGAUAAAUGUCAUUCAGCUUAUAGAGAUAUUGUACAACAUGGAUCUGAUGAAAAAAGAGUGAUAUCUGCUAUGUGGGCUAAAGAUGAAGAUAUCAGUAGAUUCUUGAGAUCUUUACCUGGCUGGAGAACAUUACAACCUGGAGAGGGUCAAGAGCUAGAUAGAACUGUAUGUUCUGAGGAUGAGAUGAGAGCUUUGAAUUCUAAAGAAGCUGUUAUAUUAAUAACUAAUUUAUCCUCUGAUGAAAAUCUCAUACCACAAAAUGAAAUUAUAACUGAUAUAACUCAAAUGAGAACUGUAGCUAAUGUUCAUGAGAGUUUGGAAUGGUUUGCUGGUGGUUUAAGACAAUUUGUAUCAACAUUAAAAUCUAAAUCUAGUGGAGAUCAAAGUAUUUCUUCUACUGUAAGUACUGACAUCCCACCAGUUGAAGACAAAAUAUUACAAUCAUUAAGUAAACUUGUUCAAGAUUUCCAAGAUUUAGCUGAGAUUUGUUUAUUAUUGUUACAUUUAGAAGUUCGUGUACAUUGUUUUUAUUAUUUAUUACCUGUCGCUAAACAAUCUAACUAUGCUGGACCUAUAGAUGAUUUAGAUCCUGAUUCUAAUGUAUUAAAAUUAAAUAAAGAUCUUACUAGUAUGGAGGAAGUAUUAGCCCAGAGUUUACAACCUAAAAAAUUCAAGUAUAUAUUUGAGAGUCUAGGAUAUCUUGUAGCUUCUAUACUUAUUAACAGUAUUCAAUUCUUAAAGAAGAUUAAUGAAAAUGGGAUCAAGAAAAUGUGUAGGAAUAUCCUAGCUAUUCAACAGAAUCUAACCAAUAUAACUUUAACAAGAGAGGCUGAUUUAGAUAGAGCUCGACAUUUUUAUGAACAAUUAUAUCUUUCACCAGACGAUAUUUUGUCAUCAGUAGUAGAGAAAGGACCACAGUUUACUGGUAUAGAAUAUAGUCAAUUAAUACAGUUAUAUCAUAGAAGUCAUCCUGCUAUAUCAGCUUCUACACAAGAUAAACAUUUACAACGUCUUAAUGAAGUCAUGGAAAAAGGACAGAAUGAAACAGUGUAA
Messenger RNA from Lottia gigantea (owl limpet), 2784 nucleotides. RefSeq lists its product as hypothetical. The record is from RefSeq and is a predicted model, not a curated record. Gene Ontology annotation, cellular component: growth cone membrane; exocyst; synapse. The transcript has 26 exons. Gene Ontology annotation, biological process: exocytosis; Golgi to plasma membrane transport; chemical synaptic transmission. Lineage: Eukaryota; Metazoa; Mollusca; Gastropoda; Lottiidae. The annotation marks the transcript as partial.